AAACUUGGGGCGCCUAGAAGUUUAGCGUGAUUGCUGGAAUAAGUGUCGCCACUUGAGGGUGAGGGUGAACCUGAGGGUGUGCUUUUAGAUUCCGACCUCCGGAUUGUCAUUGAUGGUUGGCUGAGUGCGUUUGUCUCGGGAUCGAUCCACUCUUAAUCUGAAGGAUGAGCAUGGAGGGCACGGGGGCCACUACGCUCAAAGGCCGCCAAUGUGCGGCCUUGCGUCAAAUGUUGGGUUUCAACCAACCCGGUGUCCUGGGCCUGAAUGGCCCAGGGGCGAGUGGGGCCCACUCGGCCACGCCCACGUCCGCCCCGGCCUGGAAACUGCUGCUCUUUGACCGGGUGGGCCAGGAUAUCCUAGCGCCCGUUAUGAAUGUCAAGCAACUUCGAGAAGAGGGCGUGACCUUGCAUUUGAACAUCCAUUCCGACCGGGAUCCGGUGCCCGAUGUGCCGGCCAUUUACUUUUGCCAGGCCACGGAUGAGAACCUGCGUCGGAUUGGCGAGGACCUUCGCUUGCAGUUGUAUGGCUCGUACUACUUCAAUUUCAUCUCGCCCAUUUCGCGCCAGAAACUGGAGGAUCUGGCCCAAGCGGCGCUUCAGACCCAGGCUGUCACGCAGAUCCAGAAGGUCUACGAUCAGUAUGUUAACUUCAUCUCCAUGGAGAGCGAAAUGUUCUGUCUACGCCAUCAGAGUAGCUCCGCCCUCUCGUACCACGCCCUGAAUAAAGGCAGCGUCACCGACACCGAAAUGGAAAACAUGCUCUCGCAAAUGGUGGAUGGCCUGUUUGCGGUUUGUGUGACCCUGGGUACGAUCCCAAUCAUUCGCUGCCCCAAAGGCAAUGCUGCCGAAGCAGUGGCCACUCGGUUGGACAAAAAGCUACGGGAGAACCUCCGCGAUGCCCGAAACUCGCUUUUUGUCAGUGAUGGGAUUCAGGCCGGACAAUAUAGCUUUUAUCGACCUCUGCUGGUGAUACUGGACCGUCAAUUCGAUUUGGCCACACCUCUUCAUCAUACCUGGACAUAUCAGGCUUUAGCUCACGACGUUUUAAACUAUUCUUUGAACAGGGUUCAAAUCACUGAGUCGACUCCCUCACCUAUGGGAGGGGCCCGUUCCAAAAGCAAAACCCGUUCAUGUGACUUGGACAGUAAGGACGCAUUCUGGGUGAAACACAAAGGAUCUCCGUUUCCUUUGGUGGCCGAGAAGAUCCAAGAGGAGUUGGAGGAUUAUCGAUCCAAAGAAGAGGACAUCAAGCUGAUGAAGAGUGAGAUGGGUAUGGAUGCCAUGGAGAACGACGCUGCCAUAGGCAUGCUCUCGGAUAACACACAGAAAUUGACCUCGGCUGUGAGCUCAUUGCCAGCAUUGUUAGAAAAGAAACGGCUAAUUGAUAUGCACACGUCGAUAGCCACGGCGAUUCUGGAGCAAAUCAAGCUAAGGAAGUUGGAUGUGUUUUUUGAAUUGGAGGAGAAGAUUCUCUCUCGACAAGUGACGGACAAGAGUUUGAAGGACAUCUUUGAAGAUACUGAGGCCGGAACGCCCGAGGAUAAACUCCGGAUUUUCCUUAUCUACUACCUAUGCGCGCAACAGGUUAACGAUCAAGAAAUCCGCGAGCUAGAAGACAUUCUAGAGGCUAAUGGGUGUGAUAUGGCCGGUGUAAAGUAUUUACAACGCUGGAAAUCGGUGACACGGAUGAGCCAGCAAACCGCAUCAGCUUCAGACUACAGUGGAGGAGGCACCAAGACUGUGAGCAUGUUCAGUAAACUCAUGACCCAAGGGUCCAGUUUUGUCAUGGAGGGAGUCAAGAACCUGGUGGUGAAGAAGCAUAAUCUUCCGGUAACGAAAAUCGUGGAGGAGCUUAUGGAGGUUCGACCCGGCCAACACCAAGACGAUUUUAGAUAUUUUGAUCCAAAAAUCCUCAGACCUACCGAUAACAUUCCUAGGGCCAAGAAUCCAUUCCAGGAAGCGAUUGUGUUUAUGGUAGGUGGAGGCAACUACAUCGAGUACCAGAAUCUAAUGGACUACACACAGCAGGCCAAGUCCGGCGUGAACUUGUCUUCCGUUGGACAGCAGUCCAUGAGCUCCCAUGGGAAACGGAUCAUUUAUGGAUGCUCAACCUUAGUCAAUGCCAAGCAAAUGAUGCAGCAACUAGCUGAACUUGGCCACGAGAUGACUUAGGACUCGUUUGUUGCGAGAGGAGAGGUUUCGUGCUUCUGUGAUGUAUUUUUACGAUUACAUUUGGUUUUGGUUUUUAUCCCCUUACCUUCAGCGUCUACCUACGAUGGUUCAUGAAUAAAUUACGGAAUGAGUGAUGA
Tigriopus californicus is the source of this 2308-nucleotide messenger RNA. It is a transcript of the gene Slh, whose product is annotated as sec1 family domain-containing protein 1-like. Gene Ontology annotation, molecular function: syntaxin binding. The record is from RefSeq and is a predicted model, not a curated record. NCBI's taxonomy places the organism in Eukaryota, Metazoa, Arthropoda, Copepoda, Harpacticoida, Harpacticidae. Gene Ontology annotation, biological process: intracellular protein transport; endoplasmic reticulum to Golgi vesicle-mediated transport. The transcript is spliced from 9 exons. Gene Ontology annotation, cellular component: Golgi membrane; cytosol. Bases 165 to 2171 code for a protein of 668 amino acids.